This is a messenger RNA of Hevea brasiliensis (rubber tree), 996 nucleotides long. Its product is annotated as mitochondrial inner membrane protease ATP23. Gene Ontology annotation, molecular function: metalloendopeptidase activity. Gene Ontology annotation, biological process: mitochondrial proton-transporting ATP synthase complex assembly; mitochondrial protein processing. The transcript has 5 exons. Gene Ontology annotation, cellular component: extrinsic component of mitochondrial inner membrane. Bases 73 to 636 code for a protein of 187 amino acids. NCBI's taxonomy places the organism in Eukaryota, Viridiplantae, Streptophyta, Magnoliopsida, Malpighiales, Euphorbiaceae. The record is from RefSeq and is a predicted model, not a curated record.
AUAUAUAUAUAUACACACACACCUUUUGAAUUGGGCUAGUGCUGUGGACAGAUCAAAGACCCACAAAACAAAAUGGCGCAGCAACCCGCCCACACCUAUGGCGCCAGCGGCCGAACGAUAGAAGAAUGCCAGGAUAUGAUUCGACGAAGUCUCAGAACUCCGAUUGUGAAAUUUUUGAAGGAGCAUUUGGAGAAAGCAGGGUGUGGAGUUGGGGACAAUUUCAUUAAGGCUGUUAAUUGUGAUAAGAAGAUUAGUGGUGGUUAUGUUCGUGGUGAAGGGAUAAUGGUGUGCAGUAAUCACAUGAACAUUCAAGAUGAGGUCAACCAAGUGGUUAUACAUGAAUUGAUUCACGCAUACGAUGACUGCCGCGCUGCAAACUUGGACUGGUCUAAUUGUGCCCAUCAUGCCUGUAGUGAGAUUCGUGCUGGCCAUCUAAGCGGAGAUUGCCACUAUAAAAGGGAACUGCUGCGCGGUUACAUGAAAAUAAGAGGUCAUGAGCAGGAAUGUGUGAGAAGAAGAGUGAUGAAAUCAGUGAUUGCCAACCCAUACUGCUCAGAAGCAGCUGCAAAGGAUGCCAUGGAAGCUGUCUGGGAUGUCUGCUACAAUGAUACAAAGCCAUUUGAUAGGGCUCCUUGAAUCAUGUUGCUACUCCGUAUUGUUUUCUUUAAAUGAUAUCAAGGAAGACCCUGGCUUUCAAAGGCUCAGGAACAAGCCCUAUGUGCUCAACACAAUAUUCAAUUCUUUCAGAAGUUAUCCUCAUUUUUCUCUUUGACAUGCAACGAUACCAAGGGGAUCUUUCUAUUUAUGAACAUUACACUGCUGUCCACACUAAUGAUUGAUAUCAAAAGAAAAGCCCUUCUUUCUUUCUUUUAUUUUUCCCUUAUGGCUGGAUUAAUCAGAUGCUACUGUGAUUUGAGUGGUUGAUGAUACAAUGUGCAGAACCAAUAUAUGCUUGGAAAAUGAGUGAACAAUGAAAAUACAGCUGUUUUUAUUUAA